GCCAAUUUGUGGGCUUGGAAAUGGAAGCCUGAUUUCAAGAAACUGUUGGGCAUGGAAAAAAAGCAGCUCCUCUACAGAAUCCCUGGAUAGCAGCAAAACUUCAUUAAAUCAAAAUUGUACAAGGUAUUGGAGGAUUACAAGCAGGAAAAAGAGCAAGCAGAGGGAUUAACCAGAGGAAAAUUGAUAAAGAAAUGAAGACUGACGUGAAAAUCUGAGGAAAAUCUUCUGUUUAACCAACCAUUAGCUAAUUUAAUUUAGUGUAAAACACACUGAUUUUGAGGUAAACCAGCUUAGGCCAGCUCAGAGGCUGAGUCUGGUGCUGUUGAAUAAUUAAAGCCAAUGAAUGGUGCAAACGCUGGAACAUCACGUGCUGUCCAUGCAAAGGGACCAGAAAAAUUCAUUCCUAGGACAAUCUCCCCGUGCCUCCAGGCUCUGCUUUCAUCAGAGCAGCGGCUCUGGAAGGGAGGAAAGGAAAAAAUUCAGAGGAGGAGAGAGCAGAUCCCGACUUCUUAUCACUCACACGACCAGAAGAGCAAGAAAUGUGUGGCUGAGAGGGCUUUUCCCCAAGGUGCCAGCCCUUUUCCAAGGGCCCUGGCGUGGAAAACUCCCACACAUGAACAUUCCACACCCUCGGGUUGAUUUCAUGUCCACCUGGAACCUGUAAAACUGCUGCUGCCGUUGGGCUGGGGUAUAAAACCUGCCCUCCAAGCAGCUUCCCAGUGCUGCUGGGAGGAUCUGCUGGAGAUGAGGACUCCUCUGGUCACCUUGCUGGCUGCUGUGCUCUGUGUGGAACAAGUUUAUCCAUUCAUGUGCUACACCUGCCAAGAACAGGAGUCCAACAAGGACUGUUUGACCAUUUCCAUGUGUGCCAAGGAGGACAAACACUGCGUGACCAUCCGGAAGGACAUCGGGACAAAGCCCAACAAGCCUAAAUACGUCAUCUCCAAGAUGUGCUCUCCAACGUGUCCAGAAACAGGUCAGCAACAAAUCCAAAGCUCCCAGAAUGUUUCCUGCUGUGAGAAACCCCUGUGCAACGUGAAUGGAGUCAGCAGCAGGCAAAGCAGCCACGGAAUGAUGUCCCUGGGUGUCCUGGCCAGCGUCACUUACAUCUUUACACACAGAUUGUGAUGGGUUUGGAAGAGCUCCCCAUGAUGGCUGAAAUAAAAGUGUUGUUCUAGGAUAAUUUUCCACUCUC
This is a messenger RNA of Zonotrichia albicollis (white-throated sparrow), 1195 nucleotides long. Its product is annotated as lymphocyte antigen 6E. The record is from RefSeq and is a predicted model, not a curated record. Gene Ontology annotation, cellular component: plasma membrane. Gene Ontology annotation, molecular function: acetylcholine receptor inhibitor activity. NCBI's taxonomy places the organism in Eukaryota, Metazoa, Chordata, Aves, Passeriformes, Passerellidae.